Messenger RNA from Aspergillus tanneri, 3198 nucleotides. RefSeq names its product ribonuclease Z. NCBI's taxonomy places the organism in Eukaryota, Fungi, Ascomycota, Eurotiomycetes, Eurotiales, Aspergillaceae. The transcript has a single exon. Gene Ontology annotation, cellular component: mitochondrion. Bases 1 to 3198 code for a protein of 1065 amino acids. The record is from RefSeq and is a predicted model, not a curated record. Gene Ontology annotation, molecular function: 3'-tRNA processing endoribonuclease activity. Gene Ontology annotation, biological process: mitochondrial tRNA 3'-end processing.
AUGAAGUUUUAUUAUCAGGUCGUGACGACCCCGACCGCCGAUACUCCGGGCACUUCCCUGCUCCUCCACUUUCCAGACAAGCGCUAUUUCUUUGGACAGAUUUCUGAAGGGACUCAGCGAGCAUGCACAGAACGCGGUGUUAGGCUCUCAUUUCUCACUGAUAUUUUCAUCACGGGUCGUAUAGAAUGGCAGAAUACUGGUGGUUUGAUUGGAACGAUCCUUACCCAGGCCGAUGGAAGUGCUACCUCGAGUAGUGCACUGGAAACUACCGCUCGUGAGAAAGCUGAGCGCCGGACUCAAGCGGAUAACAAGAAACCAGGCGCGUCACCCAAACAGGAACAUGGUGUGCCUUAUGCAGUGCACGAUGGAGAAGUGGUAGUGCAACGAGGGAGUUUUACGCUUCAUGGGGCUAGGAACUUGACACACACCUUAGCCACUGCCCGAAGAUUCGUUUUUCGAAGGGGCAUGCCGGUUUUCACAAGGGAAUAUGAUUCUGAGAGCGUGCCUAACGGCGCCUCGGUGGAUGUGAAUGACCCUUUCCAACAGCCCUCCUGGUCGGACAACAAUAUUAAAGUAUGGGCCAUGCCUGUCAGUCCUUCCUCGGUGGCCCAGGGAAAUGAUGCUCCACAGCGUCCCAGGAAAAGAAGCCUCGACGAAUUCCAAGAGAACAAUAUUGAUACUUCUGGGGAUAUAGAUCAGCGCACUCGGGAUCAGAUCACGAGGCAAGCUAUUGUUACUGACAUGUUUAACUCCUCAUGGCGCAUGGAUGCAUUAGUGGAAACCCGUUUAGCCGAUGUUAAGAUGCCUGCAGUGAUGUUUGUCCGCAAUCCGGAGACUAAGUCUCUCGAAGAAUAUAAGGGACCUGCUCCAGGAAGCAAUACACCUCUUCCUAACAUCAAGGUCUUUGUACGACAACCUUGGCCUGGCGCAACUGUUGAGAAAAUUCCUCCCACAUCUUGGAGCCGUGAGGCCGUUUCGUAUGUCGUGCGAAACCACGAUAUUAGAGGCAAAUUUGACCCAGCGAAGGCUCAGGAACUCAAGGUCCGCAAAGGUGGAGAUUAUGGGAAACUAACAAAGGGCGAGAGCGUGCUCUCAGAAGACCAAAAAGUUAUUACACCUGAGAUGGUUCUAGGGCCCCCACGGCUUGGGAAGGGAAUAGCAAUUAUUGAUUUGCCUACGCCUGAUUAUGUUGAGAACUUGGUCAAUCGGCCGGAGUGGAAUUCGCCUUCCGUGACAACAAACCUCGAAGCGUUUGUCUGGAUUCUUGGUCCAGGUGUUGGGGAUCACCCUCAACUUCGCAAGUUCAUUGCAAGGAUGUCUCAUUGCAAGCACACUGUGUCCGGUACUGACUAUACCCCAAAUUACCUAGCCCUAGCAAGUGUUGCGUGUUCGUCGAUCCGGAUGGCACAAUUAAGACGCGAAAAUCAUCCAGUUCCUGUCCAUGACAACGUGACCCUUCCACAACCAGGCACAUCUACGGAUAAAUCGAAGGCCGCAACGGAAAAAACCGAGACAUUGCCAUUUGAACCACUAGAACCUGGGCUAAUCAUUAAUAUGGAACCUAAGUUUGAGUUUAACCGUUCCGAAGUUGUACGGCCCUUUAAUGCGGCGGAAGUAGUGCAGCAAAAAAUGCCGGCCGCAGUUGAAAAGCGCAUGAACACGAUUGGUAAACGUGUGAAGAAACAUGAAUUUCAGCAAAAACUGGAUCACUUCCUGCACAACCUCCCUGGGUCCAACGUGGAAAUUAUAACUUUAGGGACGGGGUCAUCUUCACCAUCCAAGUACCGCAAUGUCUCGAGUACACUUGUCAACGUGCCUGGAUAUGGCUACUAUUUGUUUGACUGUGGCGAGUCUACCUUGGGCCAGCUUAAGCGCGUGUUUGGGCAUGAAAAAUUGCGAGAGGUCUUGCGGAACUUGCGGUUAGUCUGGAUUAGCCAUCUUCACGCGGACCACCAUCUUGGUACUGCGUCGCUUAUUAAAGCGUGGUUUCAAGAGAACUACCCCCACGGAAUUCCUAGGACGGACAAUAUUGUGACCGACAUGUCUAAGAUUCUUAAGGAGAAACGUUUGUUCUUAGUGUCCGAGGAAAUGAUGAUUAGAUGGCUAGAAGAAUACGCAGGUGUUGAGGACUAUGGUUUCAGCAAGCUUAUUCCCGUGACUGCGUCUCCUUUCAUAUCAGACAAUAAAAUUCAGACAAGGUUCUCCUAUCGCCACUGCUGCGGCGACGGCUCGUACCCAGAAUAUGAAUCUGAAAAUGGAAGCCCCCAGACCACAGCUCUAGCUUUCGACGAAAAAACGUCUCCCUUAGCACCACUUCUUCGCGAAGCUACUGGGCUUUCUGAUCUUCUGACUACUAAAGUGAGUCACUGCAAGGGCGCCAUGGCGGUCUCCCUUGUCUUCUCAGAUGGUUUCAAGAUCUCAUUCUCAGGUGAUUGCCGACCUUCUCCAGCCUUUGCCGCAAUUGGCCACGGAUCAACGGUUCUCAUCCACGAAGCCACCUUCCACGAUAACAUGAAAGGAUCGGCUAUUGCCAAAAGGCAUUCCACGACAGUAGAAGCCCUUGAAGUUGGCCGUUUGAUGGAAGCUCGGGCUAUCAUUCUCACCCAUUUCAGCCAACGCUAUCAGAAAUUCACACAUGUUGAGCGGGAGAAAACUUCACUCCCUACGAAGCAAGAAGAGACAAUCGUCCAACCGCCUGAGCAUCCGGAUAUUCCAGACGAAGAGCCAGACACAAUUGAAGGCCAGGGCUCUGUGCCACCACUGCAAUUUGACAGCAACUAUGCAGUGAAAGAAAGGCCAAGAUUGAAUGUUCCCGUAGUCGGGGCCUUUGACUACAUGCACAUCCGCGUUGGCGAUAUGCCAUAUACACAGGCCUACGCUCCUGCCAUAGAUAAAUUAUACCAAAUUACUGAACGAGCUUCAGCAGAGGAGACGGAAAAGCGCAAACUGGAACUAGAAAAACAGGCUGCUAUAGUGAUGGAGAAGAAAGCUCUCAAGCACGCGAGACGUCUAAAACUGGAGAAUAAGGCUGCUGCCCCAGACACUACGAACGAAAACAUGGAAAUCGAUGAAAUGAAACCUCCAAAACACUCGGCCUGGAGCGCCAGCGAGAGCGAAAGUGGCUGGAGCACCAGUGGUGAUGAGAAAGAAAUUAGGAUCCGUCGCCGAAGCACCCCUCGAAAGCAGGAGUCGAAGUAA